Messenger RNA from Coccomyxa subellipsoidea C-169, 1719 nucleotides. RefSeq lists its product as hypothetical. Gene Ontology annotation, cellular component: transcription factor TFIIH core complex; transcription factor TFIIH holo complex. The transcript has 7 exons. Gene Ontology annotation, biological process: transcription by RNA polymerase II; nucleotide-excision repair; transcription by RNA polymerase I. The record is from RefSeq and is a predicted model, not a curated record. Bases 1 to 1719 code for a protein of 572 amino acids. NCBI's taxonomy places the organism in Eukaryota, Viridiplantae, Chlorophyta, Trebouxiophyceae, Coccomyxaceae.
AUGGAUGGCAGAGAUGGCAGCAUGUCACUGCUUGUCAAGCGGGUCAAAUUCACCGUCAGCAAGGAGUUGAAGGUGCCUGGCGUGCUCACGGUGACCGAAACACAGAUGUGCUGGGCGCCUCACGAUCCCACGCAGAGCCAGCCAGUGUAUGUCGACAUCAAGACGAUCCCAGAUUCCUUGCAGCGAGCCAAGGGCAAGCCGCUGCUGCGAGUACCUGUGCCCAACCGCCCGCUUGUCUUUGAGUUCGAGUCAGAAGUGGACCGGGAUCAGGCCGUGGAUGUGAUCACUCCCAUCCUGAAGGAGGCACAGCGCAAGGGAAAGGCGCCCAUGACUGACCCGCAGCAGCCAGCCUCUGGCCUGCAAGGUCCCCAGGCUGCCCUCAAGCAGAAGCUGCUGCAGGAGGACAGGGACCUGCAGCAGCUGUACAAUCAGCUGGUUGUGGGCGGGAUCCUGAGCGAGGCAGAGUUCUGGAAGGGGCGCCAGAACCUGCUGAGGGAGAGCUUGCGAGGCAGCCGGGACGCGAGGCAGCAGGCCGGCUUCAAGACUGCCAUGAUCUCUGAGCAGGCCGGCGAGGGUGGCAGCCGCAAGGCAAGCACUCUUACUGCUGUGACACUGAGCCUCACCCCAGAGAUUGUCCGGCAGCUCUUUGCAGAGAAGCCGCACCUGCACCGGGCUCACACGGCAAUGGUCCCUGAGAGGCUGAGUGAGAAGGAGUUCUGGGAGCGCUACUUCAACUAUGAAGUGGCCAGGAAGGCAAAGCGCCAGGGCAGGGGAGCAGGAGACGAUCUUGAGGACCCCUACAAGGAGUUCAUGGACGAGGAGCUGGACUUCAGGGAAGCCCAGAAAAGGCUGCAGUUUGUCAAUGCCACCGUCAACCUUGCAGCUGACUCCUUUGACCGGGACUCGAUGCCAUCAGAGACAGAGGCGCCCGAGAACAGGAACAUGAUCCGGGACAUCAACAAGCACGCGGCGGUGGUCUUGGACGGCAUUCCCACGCCCGGCAUGGCCCCGGAUGCCGGCCGGCCCGCCGCGAGCAGCGGCGAUGCGGGCGAGGCUGCCAGCAGCCUGGUGCUGGACGACCUGCGCAAGCCCUGGACGGCCGGCUUCGCGGAGCUGCGCAUCCAGGACCCCAAGCGCUGCUACGACGCCACGCCGGGAGCCGCCGGCGCGACCGCCCCCGCCGCCGCGCCGGGCCGGCGAAGGACGAGCGCCGACGCGCUGAAGGCCGUGCAGACUCUGCGGGCAGCCGGGAUUAGUAAUGCACCGGUGAGCUCGCGCGCGGCGGAGGCUGCGCUGGCCGAUGUGGCAGCGCAGAGCGGCGCGGCCGGCCCAGGGUUGGACGACGCGCUGCGGGCGGCGUCGGGGCCGCCGCAGGAGAACCUGUCGCCGCAGAUGGAGGCGGUGCUGCGCGAGGCGUGCCUGACGGUGAAUGAGCUGCUGCGGCACUUCUGGGCGGCGUUCCCACUCAGCAGCGCCACCCGCGAGGCCAGGGCGCUGCGCCUCAAAAAGGCGCUGGCGGACCAAUAUGACCGCACGACUGCCAUGCAGGAGUCAUCCCAGGGAAUUGAGCGCAUGCACAUCACACAGCUCCUGAAGCCGCUGCGGCUGGCGCUGGACACUGCGCUGGCCAAGCAUGACAGAGAGAUUGAUCUGAAGAGGGCUCAGGACAGGAAAGUGAAAAUUGAUACCGCAAUGGGCAUGCAGACAUCGACGGCUUGA